AUGCCGCCUCCGGGCGCCUCAGAUCUGGGCGCAGCACUUCAACCACAUCGCGACCCCCAGCCACCCACCCACCCGGCCGGCCGGCUCGCGUGGGGCGGAGAGCGGGCGGCGGGCCGGGCGGGGGCACGGCAGGAGAGCGCCCGCCGCCGGCCUCGCUCCUGGGGCCAGCUGAAGGCCCCGGCACGGCAGGCCGGGCGCGCUCCCUUGCCUGCCUCCGCGCCCGUCCGGCCUGGCCCUGGGCCACCGCGCGGCCUCGGCGCUUCAGGCUCGGGGGGAGCAGCCGCGGCCGGGCGGGUUGCCAGCACUCCGGGCCGCCCGAGCCCCGUGGGCGGCGGGGGACCUGCCCGGCCGCGCUCCCUGCUCGGCAGGCGCCGCCUCUCGUCGCGGCCCGAGGCCGGAGAGUUGGGGGGCGCGGCGCAGGCCGCCCUAAAGACGCCCCCCCAGACGGCGCCCCUCGCCGCUCCGCCCACCGCCGGAGCCCCGCGGCCGCGGGUUGCCCUUCCUCGCGCUGUGCCCCUUUGGCGCAGCCCCCAGCACGGUCGCCGUGCCACCCUCGGGCACGGCCAGGGCAGCGGCCCCGUUCUCCGCCCCCGCUGCGGCAAAAGCGCCGGGCUCGCUCGCUCGCUCGCUCGGGGUGGCGCCCGGCAGAGCAGCGCCCGGGCAGUCUCAGGCGCGCCCCCCCCCCCAGCCCCGCACCCGGGAGGCCUCCGGCCCCUGCCGCAGCCUCCUUCCUGCCCGCGCCCGGCAGGAUCGGCCCAGCAGCCGCGACUGUUUCCUGGGUGGCCUCCCGUCCGGGAGCGGAGCCAGCGGCCGACCCCGGGGGGAAGAGCAGCGGGCCAAGAGUCGCCCCCUGCCCGCCCGCCCGCCCGCCUCCCCGACGGCCCAGGAGCCCUCGCCCCCCGAAGGAGGCGCCGUCGCGGGCAGGGCCCGGAGGGACCCCCUUCGGCACCACCCACGGCUGGCCCUGCCCGUGGCACAGCGGGGCCGCCGCAGCUGCUUCCGCCAGGACGCCUCGCCGGCCUGGCCCAGGAGCGGCCCCGGAACGCCGAGCCUCCCGCCGGCUGA
This is a messenger RNA of Eublepharis macularius, 1065 nucleotides long. RefSeq names its product translation initiation factor IF-2-like. Lineage: Eukaryota; Metazoa; Chordata; Lepidosauria; Squamata; Eublepharidae. The transcript has 2 exons. The record is from RefSeq and is a predicted model, not a curated record. Bases 1 to 1065 code for a protein of 354 amino acids.